AUGUCGUCCCCCAACGGCACGCCCUUCUUUCUUCCCGCGACCGCCGCGCAAGGCCUGGCAAACUACCCUCAUGCUCGAUCGACCCCGGCAGCAUCACGCACGCUCUACGUUUCCGGAACCUCGUCUCGACGCGGAGAUGGCACCUAUGCCGGCUGCAUCGAAUCGCCCGACGGCAAACACAUCCUGGACAUCAAGCAGCAGACCGCCGCGGUGCUGCAGAACAUUGGCACCAUCAUCUCAGGCGCCUCGAACGGCACGGCAAGCCUGGAAAACGUGGUUGACGCCACUGUGUUUCUGACCGACAUGGCCGACUAUGCCGGCAUGAACUCGGAAUGGAACAAAGUGUGGCCCGACAAGACGAGGGCGCCGAGUCGGACGUGUGUCCAGGUCGCUGCUCUUCCCAACGUUCGGUUGAACGUGGAGAUCAAAGUCACGGCCAUCAUCCCAUAG
Messenger RNA from Capronia coronata CBS 617.96, 450 nucleotides. RefSeq lists its product as uncharacterized. Gene Ontology annotation, molecular function: deaminase activity. The record is from RefSeq and is a predicted model, not a curated record. The transcript has a single exon. NCBI's taxonomy places the organism in Eukaryota, Fungi, Ascomycota, Eurotiomycetes, Chaetothyriales, Herpotrichiellaceae. Gene Ontology annotation, cellular component: mitochondrion; cytosol. The coding region runs from base 1 to 450 and encodes 149 amino acids.